This is a messenger RNA of Sarcophilus harrisii (Tasmanian devil), 6213 nucleotides long. It is a transcript of the gene NECTIN1, whose product is annotated as nectin cell adhesion molecule 1. Gene Ontology annotation, cellular component: adherens junction. Gene Ontology annotation, biological process: protein localization to cell junction; homophilic cell-cell adhesion; heterophilic cell-cell adhesion. Bases 960 to 2309 code for a protein of 449 amino acids. The record is from RefSeq and is a predicted model, not a curated record. The transcript has 9 exons. NCBI's taxonomy places the organism in Eukaryota, Metazoa, Chordata, Mammalia, Dasyuromorphia, Dasyuridae.
CCCUUCCCCUGGCAAAAAGCUACCUAAACGGGCAUCCCCCCCGCCCCAACCCCUAGGGUGGACCUGGUAGUGACCCAAGCCAACCUCUCGUUGCAACCGGACCUUUGGCCUUCCUUUCUUGGAUCGCGCGGUCCAGGCUGCCCGAGGCCUGGUCAGGUUCCUAGGAGGCCAGGAGGGGGUUAAAGCUAACCCCUCCUCCUCCCGUCUGACAUCACUGGAAGAGGGUGAGAGGCUGGGAGCUGUGUGUGUGAGAAAGAGAGUGUGUGUUCGUGCUGGAUGUGGGCUACAUUGUUGCAGCUCGCGGGAGAAAGGCGGAGAGGGAAAGGGAAAGGGAAGGAGGGGGACUCUCUUUUCGGAUGCUGCGAGAAGCCCGCGAGAUAGUCCAAUCACCUCGCAGCGCUGUAGGAUCCUGGGCCCCGGAUCCCGCUUGGAGCCCACUCUCGGAGGACCCCGGCCAGCCAUGGAUGCCUGCAACUUGGAGCAAACGGAGACUGUUUGAUUGAUUGUGCCGAGCCCAACCUCCCCCUUUCGCUCCCAGAGACCCCAAAGACCAGGGAGCAGCCUGCGCUGGGGCUCCGGGAACCAGAGGACUCCAGAGCUGCGCGGGGCGGGGGGGAGGGGGUUCCCUCCUGCCCCAGCCGGGGGCUGCGUGGAAGAGAAUAGAGAGAAGGGCGGGGAGGGGCGAAAGAGGGAAAGGAGAAGACGGGGCAUGACUCGUUUAACUUGCGGCGGGCAUCUGCCGAGGCUCUGAGCCGGCUGCCCCGGGGGGCCGGUUUGUGCCUGCGACCUGGGCACCCCCGUUGUAUCUGAUCCCGAAUUGACACACUGCAGCGAGUUGACCUGGAUACUUGGAGUGCCGGCCACCCAAUAUUGAUCCCCGCUCGUCUUUGGGGAAUCGUUUCGGGAGAGGGAGGAGAGCUCUCCUCGGACCCCCUCUCCCAGGACUUAACAGCCCCCCAAUGGCUCGGAUGGAGCAUGCGGUCGUCUCUGGAUGUUGGUGGGCUUUCGCUCUUAGCCUUGCCACUCUCUUCCUUCCAGGUCUGCAGGCCCAAGUGGUCCAGGUGAAUGACACCGUAUCGGGCUUCAUUGGCACAGAUGUGGUGCUCCACUGUAGCUUUUCCAAUCCCCUACCCACAGUGAGGAUCACUCAGAUGACAUGGCAAAAGGCCACCAAUGGCUCCAAGCAGAAUGUGGCCAUCUACAACCCCAAUAUGGGCGUCUCCGUGUUGGCUCCCUACCGAGAACGUGUGACCUUUCUUCAGCCAUCCUUCACCGACGGGACCAUCCGCCUCUCCCGUCUCCAGCUGGAGGAUGAAGGGGUCUACAUCUGCGAGUUUGCUACUUUCCCCACAGGGAACAGGGAGAGUCAGCUCAACCUCACUGUUUUAGCCAAACCAACCAACUGGAUGGAAGGCACAAAGAAAACCUUGAUAGCCAGGACCGGACAGACAGAAAAGGUCCUUGUGGCCACAUGUACCUCAGCCAAUGGGAAACCACCCAGUACUGUUUCAUGGGACACUCGGCUAAAGGGCGAGGCUGAAUUCCAGGAGAUCCGGCACCCCAACGGCACAGUGACAGUGAUCAGCCGAUACCGCAUAGUGCCCAGUCGAGAAGCCCACCUUCAACCUCUGGCUUGCGUUGUCAACUACCAACUGGACCGAUUCAGUGAGAGUGUCACUCUCAAUGUGCAGUAUGAACCUGAAGUGACCAUUGAAGGCUUUGAUGGAAACUGGUACCUAAAACGAAUGGAUGUAAAACUCACUUGUCAAUGUGAUGCCAACCCUCCAGUCACACACUACCAAUGGAAACUGUUGAACGGCACUCUCCCCUCCAACAUGGACACCCAAAACAAGACCUUGAUCUUCAAGGGGCCCGUGACCUAUAGCCUGUCUGGGACCUACAUAUGUGAAGCUACCAACCCCAUCGGCACCCGCUCAGGCAUGGUAGAAGUCAAUAUCACAGAUAAGCCCCUUGGGGGGCCAGGAGGCCUGGCUGUGAUCCUGGGGAGCUUGGUGUCUCUUGCAGCUGCUGUGGCCCUCUUCCUAUUCUACCGACUCCAGCCCAAGAGUCAGCCAGACAUGGACAGCGACCUAUCAGACCCACCCACUUCCCACAAGGCUUCCCCACUUCCCGACCGGAACGAAGAAAUGAAGAACCACGUGUCAACAAAAGAUAUCCAGCUUUCAGACCUUGAGGAAACAGACCUUCACUAUGCAGAGUUGGAUACGAUUGUCCUGGAGUCCUCGCCUGGAACCAGGACCCCUGGAGAACUGGUGGAGUAUGCCAUCAUCCAGUCACACUCAGGCUAACACAUGUCCCUGUAGGCCUCCCCCCUCAGACUCUGGCCAACAGGAUUUUGGGAUGAGCCCGCCUGUCAUCCUGGUCUCCUGGGAAAAGCUGAGCUGCUUAUGAAGGCCAACCUCUGGGACGUAUUCCCCACCUGUCUCCCUUCUUAGACCACCUUCUGGCUAAACCUUCACAGCUUUUCUGUUUUCUCCCGGCCCCAGCAUCUCAGGUUCCUCAUAUUUGUCUUAAGGAAUGAUCUAUCUGGAACAAACUCAGCACUCCCCCCUCCCACUCCCACCAAGUGGCUUUCAUGUUGCUUCCAUUCACCUUUCUCAGCACUCCCAGCCUCAGUGCUUCCCCGGUCCCUCAGGACAUGUCUCUGUUCCUGUCUCACCUCCUGAAGGAGUUUCCCCUCAGACUCCCCUCUCUUCCCCUGUGGACACAUGAGAUUAGAAGAGUGUGUAAUUAGGUGAGCAUGUUUGUGAAAGUCUGUAGGUGGGUGUGGAUAGCUGUGGGUGAGAGCAGGUUUGAGUGAGCCCCCUAUCCCCUGAAGCACCACAGGUGAGAGUCUGAACUGUCUCCCCCCCUCACCUCCCUGCUGACCCCCAUCUCCGCCAGAAGCCUCUGCCUGGCCCUCUGGGUCUGACCAUCAGAAUACAACCGUGGCAAAGGGAGCUGAUCUGGGUCACCAGGACGGUCCUUUCUGGCCUGGGAAGCAGAGCAAGGGAGAGGACUGGACCUCGGACCUCUGGAUCAGUCAUUACCGGGAGUGAACAGACAAGAAUCGUUUCUUCCUGGGAAGGAAUUGCCUCUGGACCGGCAGCUUUCACUGGGUGGGCCGGGCCGCUGGUGCUGGGGACCAGAUUCAGCCUGCACAGGAGCUGUGAUCUCUGCCCAUUUCUCAAAGCCAAGGUCUGUUAACUGGAUUCCAGCUGUACUCAGCAGGGAGCCCCAGGUGUUCCUGCAGGUUCUCUGGGGGUAAAUGCUCCAUUUCCUCCUCAGAUGAGGAAGCCCCGGACAGAGAAGCAGGGAUAGCUCCAGCCGUGGCACCCAGGCUUUUGCUGCUGUCAGGCCUAUUGAAUGGGAUGUCUCUCCUCUCUGAGGGCACCCGGCUUCUGAGCAUCCCUAAUCCACAGACCAGCCCUUGACACGUCUCAGAGGAUCACAGAAAAAGCCAAAGGGACCCAGAAAAGCUAGAGGCUUCCACUCCCACCACUCCUCCCUGCCCCCCUGCCAUCCAGAGCCCUCACUCACACUACCUCAGCUCUGCCUCCAGGAAGUGGCAGACUCUCUCCGGGGCCCCCAGUGUAAACCAGCCCGGAGAGGGUCAGAGCCCCAGCCCAGGGAGUCUGGCACCUCUGCCCCCUCUGCACAAAAGACAAAGCACAAGGCAGAAUGGUGCUGACGUGGGGGAGAAGGGAGACCCAAGUCCUAGGCUUGGCUCUGCCGCUAAUGGCUGUGUGACUUUGGACACCUCAUUUUGCUCCCAAGUCCUCAGUCUCCUCCUCUGUAGAAUGGGGGUGUUGGCCUUAGAGCUCAUUUGAUGAUAUUCGAAGUCAGAAAGACGUAGUGACAUCCAACAGUGACAGAGAGGGUGCUCUCAGCUAGGAAGGUCUCUCACUCUCUGGAGGGGAGCCCUCCACAGUGCAGGUGGAUUGUUAUUUCCAGGAUGGCUUAGGGGAGACUGGGGACGCAUGGUCCACUCCAGCACGGAGCCAAGUCUCAGAGGCCAGUGAACCGAAGCAGAGACUUUGGCUACAAGGGACAACAGAGGGGCUCAGAGAGUUCUGCAGGAGCUGGGGUAGAGGUGAACACCCCCUCUCCCACACAGACACCUAGAACCUGUCCCCACCUUCCUCCAGUCCAUAGCCUUGCCAUCCCAUUGAUCAGAUUUCCAUCCUAAUAUCUGUCUAGCAAAUUGUAGUGGAAAGGGGCCUUGUCCUUCACACAAGAUGCUCAAAAAAGAGGGACAUUACCUCUAGCAGUCUCCCUCUAGCCUCCCAUCAAAGAUACACCUGUGAGCAAAACCCUUGAAAAGAGAGAUUUACACACGUGAACCCCUGAAACUGGGGUCCUCUGUCACAUACAGUAGGAACACACGAAAAGAGAUGAUCUCAGGAGCCUGCAAGCGUCAGUAGGAUAAAGUCUGCCGGCUAACUGUUUUCAUUAAUGUUACUAAUAGACCCAGGGAAUAUCACAGAUGCGGUAUGUCGCUAGGGUUCAGCAAGACCUUUGAUGAGGUUUUUCACCAUAUCAUUUUGGAAAACAGAAAAAUGUGGACUAGACAAUAGGACCUUUGUAGGGAUUGGCAACUGGUCGAAGGACCAGACUAAAAAGGUGAGUAAUAGAUUGAUGUCAGUCUAGAAGAGCUCUGACUCCGGCCCCAUCUCGCUCAACAUUUUUUUUUAUUUAUUUAUUAACAUUUUUAAUUGGGAAUUUUUAUGAAGAAACUCACAAGGAGGAUAUCUAGAAUGCUUAUCAAGUUUCUCUGUGACCAAGUUAGGAGAAAUAGCUCCUGUACUGAUUCGAUUCAAUAAAUGUUUAUUGAGUACUUACAAUUUGACUCUCCCUCGGUAAAGCCAACUCUGCCAAAACCUUGCUCCAUUGGUGAGUCUUCUGGGAAGCAGAGGAGACCAAAAAACUAGAUGGUAAAGAAAAGAUUGUAUUUUGCACAUGCAUAAAGGAGAUGCUAAAUUGCAUAGGGCUCUGAAUGGUAAGCAAAGAAGUUGAACUUUCAUAUUGAGAAAGUCACUCCCUUCUCUCUACCUUCUUUACUUCAUUGGUAAAGUUGGUAGGCAGUCACUUAAGAGUUCUGAGAAAAGAUAAUUCUGGGAGCAGGAAGAUUUAAUAAGGGAUGAGUGCAAACUGCAGAAAAAUACAUUAAACAAGGUAUCUACUUGGAGAAUGGCUGUAGAAUUAAAGAGGAAAGGAUGGGAAGGAUGAGAAGGAUGAUAGGGAUGUGAAAUUGAAAGGAUCUGGUAAUUCUUUGGUUAUGAAAGGUUAAAGAGAAAGAAUGGUCAGAGGUAAUGCCAAAGUUUCAAUAGAAGGAGAUUGAGUGAAUGGUGGGCUGCCAUAAAGCAUGUUCCUCAGAUUAGGGAGCUUCAAGGUAUGAACAUGCUAAUGUCUGGCUGAAGUGGGAAAAAGAAAGAAGACACUGGGCCUAAGAAGGUUAAGGAACAGCAUGAUUAGGGUGUUAACAGUGAUCAUCAGUAAGAAUAUUAAGUUUUCAGAAAAUGAUAGGUGGUCAUUUGAGCAAGCAAAGAAUGAACUCAAGAUUGGUAGAUAAUUGCAAUAAGGUUAGAGAGAAGGUAAUAUAAAAUAGAUUACAUGGGCUUUGAAAGAAUAACUGCUAUUGAGACACGAUGGUAUAUCAUGAUGACUCAUGAUACUGAUUAGGAAUUAGAACCAGAGAAAAAUGCCCUUCACAGGGAAAGAUGGAAGUCUGAAGGAAGGCAUCUGAGUGAGAAUCAGAGACAAAUCAGGAAACUAGGUUUCUGUGGAACAUAAAAUCCAAGGGGCUCAAGAAUAGCAGACUGUUAGGAUGGCAAGGGAUUUCUAGGGCAAGUGAGGAAAGGGGGAAACAGAGCCAGGAAAGUCAGUACCAGUUCAGAAGAAGGGAUAUGAGGAAUGUAAGUGAGCCAACUGUAUAUCUGACUCAACAUAUCUCCCUAAAGCUUUGCCCUUUAAUGACAGAUACCUGUUUUCCAAAUUAUCUGGCCCUAAAGUUUUAAAUGGAAUGUGAAAUGCUGGUGUUUCAGGGAAUGGUGCAUGAGAGAUCUCAUUCCACAGUGCCAUGAAGCUCAAUUUGAUGGCAGCUGUGAGGCUUCUGAAUGGAAAAGAUAACUGUUAGGUGAUAAGCUGUUGAAAGUCAAAAAAGAUUUUGACAAAUUGGAACAAUGGACCAUAUUUAAUAAAAAUGAAAUUUAA